AGUUUGCGUUGUAGUCGACUUCCAUGUUUUUUUUUUCUAAAUGCCUUUUGAUUCCAUUUCAAACGAGCUAAAUGCUGGUGGCGAUCUGAAACGCUUAUCGGUUGUUAGUCGUUGUUAAUAAAAAUUUGUUUUUUUUUUCUUUUUAGUCAGUAUUUGUCGAAAAAGCCGUCAAAAUAACGUCGAAAGAAGGAAACUCAUGGGACGCGGUUUUAAAUCAAGCCGCUAUAGAAGCGAUGUUGUCAGCUUCUUAUGUAGAUCAUUAUUUAGAAUGCGUCGAAAAUUUACCAGAUGACGUUCAAAGAAAUAUCACACAAUUAAGAGAAUUGGAUCUGAAAUAUCAAGAGAUCCUUCAUGAUGUUGAUCAUCAUCAGUCUUCAUUGCAAAAAGAAUUGGAUAAUGUUGUCAGGAAAAGAACUAUGUUACAGAUUCAAAGAUGUCUUAUUCGUUUACAGGAUAUUGGUGAUGAAAAACUUCAAAUACUUCAACAGAUUCAAGACAUGAUUGAAAAUAAAACCAGACAAUUAGACAUUGAUCAUGAGAAAUUAGAUUUUGGUCGUGAGCAUGACAACCACACUGAAACUAGAAAUGAUAUGCAACCAGAACGAUCCAGCAAAAGAGCAAGAAGACAGCGUACCAAUGAUCUUAAUUGCAGAGAUGAAACAAUGGACAGACAUGAAAGAGAAAUCACUGGAGGCAGUGGAAAGAAACAAAAGAAGAAGAAAAGAAAAACCAAAGCUGAGAAAGAACGUGACACAUCACCUAUUGAACCACCCAUUGAUCCCGAUGAGCCCACCUAUUGUCUUUGUGAGCAGGUUUCCUUUGGUGAAAUGAUUGGUUGUGACAAUGAAGAAUGCCCAAUUGAAUGGUUUCAUUUUUCUUGUGUUGGUUUGACUACAAAACCCAAGGGAAAAUGGUACUGUCCAAAGUGUAGAGGUGAUAGAAGCAACCAAAUGAAGCCCAAAACUUCUUAGCAUCUUUAGAGUUAAUCCAUUUUCACCAUUCUCAACAGUUCCAUAAUGUACAUUACUUCUCAAAUUUAUCAUUUUUCAUCGAACAUUAUUUUAUUUACACAAAAUUAAUUACCUAUAUUUAUAGUAAGGAAGAGAAAAGAAACAAUUUCUCAAACAGAUUGUUAAUGAAAAAAAUAUCUGUAUAAUAAGUGCUUCUAAAUUUCAUUAAUAUAAAGAAUAUUUUUAACAUUUUAAGUUGUUCAGUUAUCAGGUCCUAGACCUAAAUAAUCAAUUAUAGAAGUAUUUAAUGAUAUAAAAACAUUAGAAUACCAUUUAUCUGAGAUUUUAUCAGAUUUUAAAUACCAAACUUUGUUUAUUAUUGAAAAACAUUAAACAGAGAGAGUGACA
Messenger RNA from Centruroides sculpturatus (bark scorpion), 1358 nucleotides. RefSeq names its product inhibitor of growth protein 2-like. The transcript is spliced from 3 exons. Gene Ontology annotation, biological process: positive regulation of DNA-templated transcription. The record is from RefSeq and is a predicted model, not a curated record. The coding region runs from base 234 to 971 and encodes 245 amino acids. Gene Ontology annotation, cellular component: nucleus. NCBI's taxonomy places the organism in Eukaryota, Metazoa, Arthropoda, Arachnida, Scorpiones, Buthidae.